AUGUCAGCUUUCAGCCAAGCACAAGGAAAUGGAGUUCAUGCCUUAGCUAAAGCGAGCCAAAAUCAAGAAAACCUACUACCGAGGUUACGAGCCACGUCCAAAAACGUGGUGGAAAAUCAAGAAAAUGUUCAGCCUAAACCUGGAAACAGGACAGUUCUGGGGCCUUUGGAGAGCAAUCAGUGCAAACAACCCACCCUGCGCGGCACAAAACAGACCUCAUCCCAACCAUUUUCCUGUAAAUCCGAAGAUUAUGGCAAAAGCUUUGCAGAAAAAGCGGCCGCCAAACCGGCAGGUUUUCAGAUCCAUGUUGAUGAACCUGAUGGAGCAUGUUCCAAGAAGCAAGUGUCCAACAAAAAAGCCCCCAUGGAUUUCUCUCCCCUGACAUUAAAUCCCACAGUAACACGUCUAAGACAACCACUGGCCACAAUUGAUUUGCCCAUGGAUAUGAGCGCUGACUCUCCCAUGGAUAUGUCAAUUGUUGAUGGAGAGGAGAAGUCAGUGAAUGUGAAUGAGGCCACUGACUAUGCUGCAGAAAUACACUCACACCUGAGGGACAUGGAGGUGAAGUCAAGGCCAAAGGCUGGCUACAUGAAGAAGCAGCCUGACAUAACCAACAGCAUGCGUGCCAUCCUGGUGGACUGGCUGGUAGAGGUGGGAGAGGAGUACAAGCUUCAGAACGAGACACUGUACCUGGCUGUCAACUAUAUCGACCGUUUCCUGUCUUCCAUGUCCGUUUUGAGGGGGAAGUUGCAGCUGGUCGGGACUGCAGCGAUGCUGCUGGCUUCGAAGUUUGAAGAGAUCUACCCCCCAGAGGUGGCAGAGUUUGUUUACAUCACUGACGACACCUACACGAAGAAACAAGUGUUACGAAUGGAGCAUCUGGUGCUGAAAGUCCUUUCUUUUGAUCUGGCCGUGCCAACAGUCAAUCAGUUUCUCACCCAGUACUUCCUACAUCAGCCUGUCAACAAUAAAGUGGAAAGCUUGUCAAUGUUUCUUGGAGAGCUUAGUCUAAUUGAUUCUGAUCCUUACCUGAAGUAUCUUCCAUCUCAAACGGCUGCUGCUGCCUUCAUUUUGGCAAAUCACACUAUCACUGGUGGUUCAUGGUCAAAGGCACUGGUUGAAAUGACUGGCUACACAUUGGAGGACCUCAUGCCAUGUAUCCUUGACUUACAUCAGACCUACCUCAAUGCUCCACAGCAUGCCCAGCAGGCAGUCAGGGAGAAAUACAAGGGCCCCAAGUACCAUGAAGUCUCCCUCAUUGAACCCCCAGCCAAGCUAAUGUUGGUUUAA
Chanos chanos (milkfish) is the source of this 1290-nucleotide messenger RNA. It is a transcript of the gene ccna2, whose product is annotated as cyclin A2. NCBI's taxonomy places the organism in Eukaryota, Metazoa, Chordata, Actinopteri, Gonorynchiformes, Chanidae. The coding region runs from base 1 to 1290 and encodes 429 amino acids. Gene Ontology annotation, biological process: mitotic cell cycle phase transition. The transcript has 8 exons. The record is from RefSeq and is a predicted model, not a curated record. Gene Ontology annotation, molecular function: cyclin-dependent protein serine/threonine kinase regulator activity.